Molecule: messenger RNA, 1227 nt
Organism: Myxocyprinus asiaticus (Chinese sucker)
Lineage: Eukaryota; Metazoa; Chordata; Actinopteri; Cypriniformes; Catostomidae
Gene: otc
Product: ornithine transcarbamylase
Biological process (GO): L-citrulline biosynthetic process
Cellular component (GO): mitochondrion
Molecular function (GO): amino acid binding; ornithine carbamoyltransferase activity
Source: RefSeq, a predicted model, not a curated record
AUGUUUGCUUUUAAAAACAGAAUAUACAAUGGUCUGAAAUGUGCAAAUUGCCAAAGCAGGAAUUUUGUAGGAAAUUCAUCUUUGGGCACUGUUAACCUGCAGGGCCGCAGCUUCCUAACGUUAAAGGAUUUUAAUGCAGAGGAAAUUAAACACAUCCUGUGGAUAUCUGCUGACCUGAAACAUCGAAUAAAGCACAGGGGAGAGUAUCUCCAAUUACUUCAAGGCAAAUCUAUUGCCAUGAUAUUUGAAAAGAGAAGCACUAGGACUCGCAUAUCCACCAAAACAGGGUUCUCUUUGUUGGGUGGCCAUCCAUAUUUUCUCACACCCCAGGAUAUUCAUCUAGGAGUCAAUGAGAGCAUCACUGACACAGCCAGGGUGCUUUCUGGUUUGGCAGAUAUUGUGUUAGCUCGGGUGUAUAGUUACUCAACUCUGGAGCAACUGGAUAAAGAUGCUUCAAUACCAAUUAUCAAUGGCCUGUCUGCACUCUACCACCCUAUACAGAUUCUUGCUGACCUACUCACACUACAGGAGCACUAUGGCUCACUAAAAGGCCUCACUGUGGCUUGGAUAGGUGAUGAAAACAACUUUCUUCACUCCUUCAUGAUGUCAUUGGCCAAACUAGGUGUCAAUCUAAAAGUGGCCACACCCAAAGGUUAUGAGCCAGAUGUUAACGUCACUCAAGAGGCUCAGCGUCUGUCUAAACAAGUAGGGAAUGAGAAGCAGUGGCGGUUCCUCCCGGACCCAGUGGAGGCAGCAUGGGACAGUAGUGUGCUGGUUACAGACACCUGGCUGAGCAUGCAUUAUUUUAUUUUUUUUCCCACCCGUAUUCCGGUGUCAUGAUAAAUUGAGUUCGCCCGGUAAAUCGCGGCCCCAUAGGGGUAGCCAUUUGUAAUGCCUGAGAAAAAACCUGUCUAGACAUUGAAGUCUAGGCUAACUGAAAAACACAAACAACGACACAUCUUUAAUUUCACAAUCUAUAACUUCAGUUAUAUACUAUUAUGUGUAACUUAUGGUUUAAAAGUCAUUAAUAAAAGUCAAAUGUCGUAAUCACAAAGUUAUAUCGACAUACAUCAUAAAGUGAUUUUAAAGGAUUUCUUCACAGGCAGUGAAUAUAGUACCCAUUAAUUGGUCCCUCAGCCAAUGGAAUUGCCGUGACGUCAGAGGGAGACCAGGCGUCUAUAUGUCACCAGAUUGAUGACGCCUUCUGAUUGGAUGGUUAUGUGUGAU